Penicillium cinerascens is the source of this 1953-nucleotide messenger RNA. RefSeq names its product putative HET domain protein. Lineage: Eukaryota; Fungi; Ascomycota; Eurotiomycetes; Eurotiales; Aspergillaceae. The record is from RefSeq and is a predicted model, not a curated record. The coding region runs from base 1 to 1953 and encodes 650 amino acids. The transcript is spliced from 2 exons.
AUGCCCCUCUGCGAAGACUGUGACACGUGGGACCUGGAGAUGAAGGGUAUAUUUGGUGUCAACUUGGGCACAUAUAGUGACCUACUCGUGAAAGCGGAAAAAGGGUGCGACUCGUGCAAAUUCUUCUGUGCGAUUCUUCAAAACUCAGACCGCUACAAACAUCAACUUGAUAAAUUAUCCGAGAAAGUUGUAGCUUUCUGCAACAUGCGUCUAGAUGCAAGAGAGCCGGGAGAAAUUGGUAUGACGAUGUCUUGGGACGACCUGUGUUUAGACAUGUGCGUUGCCAGUGAUUAUGAUGGCCCACCUGUUGACGGGCUUGAUCGCCUUCGGCAUAUUCCAAUCAAUUCCCAGGACGAAAGGUGUUUGAGUCAGAUUUCGUCCUGGAUAUCUGAAUGCGCAGAGCAUAAGGAGUGCCGUCAAUCAAAUUCCGUCUCUUUGCCUGAGAGGGUCAUUGAGAUUUCCCCCGAUCAAACGGUGGCUCCACGUAUCAUAUCUUCUGACGGACAAAACGGAUCCUAUGUCAUAUUGAGCCAUCAUUAUUCCGGGGAAUCUAAGAUUCCGAAUGCUUCAGAGCUAUUAGAAAACGGCCUGCCCGUCACGCUGGACGUAAUCGGCUUUCCUAAGGCUAUAGCUGAUGCCAUUGAUAUCACCCGGAAAUUGGGCUAUCGGUAUCUCUGGGUUAGAGAGAUUUGCAUGACAGCAAGCACAUUCUCUGAGAACUCCUUGCGCUUUGUGAGCGUCUAUGCCCAAGCAGCAUUGAUGCUUACAGCAUCUGCUGGGCCAGAAGCGAGCCACGGAAUAUUCCACGAUAGGAAAGUUCUCUGUUCGCCAGGUCUUGGAACUGGAAAAGACAGAUAUUUCCGCCCACGAGCCCUACGUUGGAUGUCAAAUAUCGAAGAAUCACCACUUGCUGGGCGCGGUUGGAAUACAGUGGAGAGAAUGCUCGCUCCGCGCAUCGUUCAUUUCACAAAAUGGCAGAUGGUCUGGGAAUGUGCAUCUGGCUGUCAAUUUGAAGCUGCAAAAAUUACGGAUGAUCAAGGUUCUGGCCCAUCCAUCAACGCCUAUGAGAAAGGUGCUUUUCAGCAAUAUGUGCAGGAUGCACUCCAACAAUCCUCCCUCGAGCUCGAUACCAGCACCAAUGAUACAAGCGAAAAAUCCACGGCUCGGCUACAGACCUGGACCAAAAGUGUUAAUGCACUAUCCUGGGGCGAUUUCGACAGUCCGUCUGACAAAUUCCCUGUGAUAGGAAAAAUAGCGCAGAUCAUGAGCAACUAUUCAAUGGGAGACUAUCUGGCCGGGAUCUGGAGCAACCACAUCAUAUCUGGACUCACCUGGGGCCGAAUGUUUUCUCUUCUGACUCCGGUGCCAGAAUACGUAGCUCCGACCUGGAGCUGGGCCAGUGUGAAUGGUCCCGUGGCCAUAGACAAUGUUCAGCCAGGUAGUGCUAUGGAAUCUUUGUGGAUUCAAAAGUACAACCCAGUUCUCGUCUCGCACCACAUUCUACUCAGCGACCCUUCGAACCCCUAUGGUCGUGUCUUAGAAGGGUCGCAUAUUGUUCUCGAUGCGGCCUGUAUUGGCUUCAAAAAGCUAACAGAUGGUGUCAUGGGGCAGGAGGGGGCAUUUCAAGUAAGACCAAUUCUGGAUAGCUCGUUGAUGUUUGAUUGCGGCUGCUGCAGACCCAGACCCACAGAGGUCCAAGAGUCGGACUCAAGCAAAUUCAACAAAGAGAUUGAGCAUCAUUUCUGCGUUAUCCUCAAGGUUAGUGACUGGAGUACGGAGAGUGAAGGAGGCGGCUCGUGUAUGUGUCUCAUAGUGAAAGCUUCCGAGAAGGGCGAUUCUUUCACUAGGGUUGGAGUCUUGACGGUCGGACCCAAUUUUUUGGGUAAGCCAGUGAAUCCUAAUGGCACCUUCGAUGCAUUGGGCUGGGAAAGACGUAGGAUGAAGUUGAUCUGA